Messenger RNA from Bipolaris victoriae FI3, 834 nucleotides. RefSeq lists its product as hypothetical. The transcript has a single exon. The record is from RefSeq and is a predicted model, not a curated record. Lineage: Eukaryota; Fungi; Ascomycota; Dothideomycetes; Pleosporales; Pleosporaceae. Gene Ontology annotation, biological process: chorismate biosynthetic process; shikimate metabolic process. The coding region runs from base 1 to 834 and encodes 277 amino acids. Gene Ontology annotation, molecular function: shikimate 3-dehydrogenase (NADP+) activity.
AUGAUUGCGAAAUCGCUUGGACUUCCGUGGACAUUCUACAGUACCGAGUGCAGCACUGUCGAAGAAGUUGCAGCACUCGCACGAAAGCCGUCCACUGCUGGUCUUGUUGUGACCAUGCCAUACAAAAACACUGUAAUGCCACUUCUCGAUGAAUUAGACGACAUCGCGACGACCAUCGGAGCUUGCAACAACACUUACCGCCGAGACGAUAAAAUUGUCGGGACGAAUACAGACUGGCGCGGUAUCAAGGGAUGUUUGCUUGAGAAAGGAGAGGAGAGCUCUCGGCCAAGUCCUAGCCGCACAGCGCCAGCUUUGAUUGUUGGUGCCGGAGGCGCUAGCCGCGCCGCAGCGUAUGCCCUCAGCAGUCAUCUCAGUUGUCCCACGAUAUACGUGUUGAAUCGCGAUGAUGCCGAGGUAGAAGCACUCGUGGCCGAUACGCAGAAAGUGAUCCCCACUCCCAAGGUCAUCCACGUCAAGUCCUUGGAGCAAGCUUCAAGCCUGGAUACGCCGUACUAUGUUGUCGGCACAGUCCCAGACUUUGAACCACAAACGGAUGCCGAAAAAAAUGUCGCAGCCAUCCUGAAGAAUUUUAUCUCACGCAACACGAAGGGCGUUUUACUGGAUAUGUGCUUCAAACCUCGACGUACCAGAAUGAUUAAGCUUGCGGAAGAACUAGGGUGGCCGACUGUAGAGGGGACUCACGUCAUUGGGUAUCAGAUCCAAGAGCAAUGGAGGCUAUGGGCUGGAGAGGAGCGAGCUUCUCGUGUUAAUGAAGAUGCAGCUUGGAAAACUCUUCUGGAUGCAGCAGAAGAAAGCAAGGCUAUAAAUUUCUAA